UCGGAUAUCCCUGCCAGCCACGAGAAAUGGAGGAAGAGAACGAAGGGAAUAGGACAGAAAGACCUCGUAUGGUGGACUCUAACGGAAUUGCAAGAAGCGCUGAAGGUCUGGCGAAUCUACUGCAAAGGAGCCGCAAAUCCCAUAGAAAGGAACAACUACGUCGCAAUCAGACCAGAGUCGGUACGAGAACAUAUCGAAGACGAAGGGCUAGAUGAAUUAGUUCAAAUGAUGGAGGGAAGUGUUAUGAAGCUAGCCAAUCGGAUGAAGGCAAAAUUUUUCAUUGGAGAUGCGCAUAUGGUAGAGGCGAAGAAG
Molecule: messenger RNA, 312 nt
Organism: Meloidogyne enterolobii
Lineage: Eukaryota; Metazoa; Nematoda; Chromadorea; Rhabditida; Meloidogynidae
Source: the annotation of a GenBank genome assembly